Monosiga brevicollis MX1 is the source of this 1147-nucleotide messenger RNA. RefSeq lists its product as uncharacterized. Gene Ontology annotation, biological process: phosphocreatine biosynthetic process. Gene Ontology annotation, molecular function: creatine kinase activity. The record is from RefSeq and is a predicted model, not a curated record. Bases 8 to 1147 code for a protein of 379 amino acids. Lineage: Eukaryota; Choanoflagellata; Craspedida; Salpingoecidae. The transcript is spliced from 5 exons.
GGAGGCCAUGGAACGCCACUUCCACAGUGAACAGAGCCGCUCCCAGCUCGCUGGUCCUGCGGCUGGCCUGGCCGGCUAUCCCAAGUUUGACGAGUCCUCCCACUCCCUUCUCAAGAAGCAUCUGACCAAGGACGCCUACCUCCAGUGCGAGACCCGCGUGACGCCCUCUGGCUUUACUCUGCAGCACGCCAUUCAGAGCGGCGUGGACAACCAGGACUCUGGUGUUGGUCUGUAUGCUGGUGACGAGGAGUCGUACACUGUCUUUGCACCCGUGUUCGACGCCGUCAUCGAGGAUUACCACAACGGCUACAAGCCUACUGACCGUCAUGUCUCCGACAUGGAUGCCAGCAAGCUUCGCGGUGUGCCUGAUCCGGAGGGUGACUACGUCAUCUCCACUCGCAUUCGCGUGGGUCGCAACAUCAAGGGUCUGGGUCUGUCUCCCGGAAUCUCGCGCGCCAACCGUCGCAAGGUCGAGGAACUUGUGGUCGAGGCGCUGAACCAGCUCGAGGGCGACCUGGCCGGUACCUACUACUCGCUGGGUUCCAUGUCCGAGGCCGACCGCAAGCAGCUUGUGGCCGAUCACUUUCUCUUCAAGAAGGGCGAUCGCUUCCUGCAGUCUGCUGGUGCCAACCGUGACUGGCCUGAGAGCCGUGGUAUCUUCCACAACAACGAGAAGACCUUCUUGGUCUGGGUGAACGAGGAGGAUCAGAUGCGCAUCAUCUCCAUGCAGAAGGGCUCGGAUGCCAAGGAGAUCUUUGAGCGCCUGUCGCGCGGUAUCUCUGCGGUUGAGGAGAAGAUCAAGGCCGCGGGUUUCGAGUUUGCUCACAACGAGCACUUGGGUUUCAUUCACAGCUGCCCCACCAACUGCGGUACGGGCAUGCGCGCUUCAGUGCACGUGAAGCUGCCCAAGGUGGGUGCACACCCCGACUUUAAAAAGUGGUGCGAGAAGCUGCGCCUUCAGCCCCGUGGCAUCCACGGCGAGCACAGCGAAAGCGAUGGUGGCGUGUAUGAUCUCUCCAACAAGGAGCGUCUUGGCAAGUCUGAGGUGGAGCUGGUGCAGACCAUGAUCGAUGGCGUUCAGGUCCUGAUUGCCGCAGAGAAGGCUCUUGUUGCUGGCGAGCCCUUGCCCAAGGAGCUGACCGAGUAA